AAGGGGUUGCCAUUUCUUACCUUGACAGGAGAAAAAUUAUGAACGUCGGGAGUAAGUUAUCUGGGUCAUAAGUUUAAUACAUAGACGGGCGAGAAGAUCAUAAAUAGAUUGUAUUUAUUCGCCAUUUAAUUAUUUAUUUUAAAAUUCGUCCACAAAAUAAAAAACAAAAUUAGCGAAUAAAGAAGACAAGGGAAAAGCCAUUUCUUUCUGACUUGUCCCAAAUUUUAUUGUGUUGUGUUUCUUUUAUUUUAUUUCCAUUUUUGGUGAGUCGAUUAUUUUACUGUUAUUUUCUUUUAGUUUUUUCUUCUUCUUUUUUUUAUUUGUUUUGUUUAAACUUGUAAAAAUGGCGAGCUUCGCGGCUCAGGCCGCUUUGAGAGCCAAAUGGACGGAUUUGGUCGAAUCCACGGACGUUUCGACGAACGUCACCUCUGGGAUGAAAAGCGUUGUCGGUUGGUUGAAACAGGCAUCCUUAGAUGUAAGGGAAGUUGGCCGAAGAACCUUGACAAAUCUGAGUAUGCCGCAAGAAAAGAUCACAAUUUUACACUACAACGAUGUUUACAAUGUCGACCAAGGGAAAGCUGCUCGUUUCCUUACUGCGAUAAAGCAGUUCGAUUCUGAGACGCCGCUCGUUUUGUUCAGUGGAGAUGCACUUUCGCCUAGCAUGCUGAGUACACUGACAAGCGGCGCGCAGAUGGUCCCUGUACUAAAUGCAGUAGGAACUCACUGUGCCGUAUUUGGCAAUCAUGACUUUGAUUUCGGCCUGGAAGUGCUAAGCAAGAGGGUGCUUGAUACAAACUUUCCGUGGUUGAUGUCAAACGUUAUUGACAAUGAAACUGGACGAGCACUCGGAGAUGGAAAAGUCACUCAUGCUGUAGACUGGAAGUCAAAACGAAUAGGGCUGAUUGGCCUUGUUGAAAAAGAAUGGCUUGAGACCCUCGCUACUAUCAAUCCUGAUGAGGUGACCUACAUCGACUUUGUCGAAGCUGGCCAAAAGUUAACUUCCCAACUUAAACAAGAGGGCUGUGACAUAGUUAUAGCACUCACACAUAUGCGUAUGCCAAAUGACAUGAAACUGGCAGAAAAGUGUGAUGAAAUUGACCUCAUACUCGGUGGACACGACCACGUUUAUUCUGUCGAAAUAGUCAACAACAAGUAUAUCAUAAAGUCGGGGACUGAUUUCGACCACUUUUCUAAAAUCACACUCAAAUUUGAAUCAGGCAGCCAUGGAUUUGACAUCACAGUCGACAAAAUUAAAGUCGAUGAGAUGUACGACGCUGACCCUGAUUUGUCCAUUGAACUUGAACAGUACACAGAAUUGAUUGAAGGAAAAAUGGAUGAGGUUCUUGGAGAGUUUAAUGUAGAGCUGGAUGGACGCUUUGAAAUGAUAAGGACAAGUGAAACAAAUCUUGGUAACUGGGUCUGUGAUGUGAUUUUGGCUGCAACAAAAGCUGAUCUUGUUAUUUUAAACUCAGGAACUCUUAGAUCUGAUUGCAUUCACCCUGCGGGCCCUUUUACAAUGCGGGAUCUCAUGAUGAUUGUACCUAUUACCGAUCCAUUAACUGUUAUUGAACUUACAGGAAGAGAAAUUAUAGAGGCUUUAGAGAAUGGUGUUUCCAUGUAUCCAAAGUUGGAAGGAAGAUUUCCACAAGUUGCCGGGAUAUCUUUCGCCUUCUAUCCUGGCCGUACUCCUGGUAACAGAAUUGAACGCGACCUCGUCAAGAUUGGAGAUGAAUACCUCAAACCCGAUAGCAAAUACCAGCUUGCUACCAAAACUUACCUUCGUCAGGGUUCAGACGGUUACACCGUGUUCAAACAAGCCCCUAUAAUCGUUGAUGAAGAAAAUUGUCUUGAAUUAGGCCUGGCUAUUCAGAACCAUUUCAAUGCAAUAAAAAUACGCUUAGGAAAGACAAAGCAAUGUUCCAAGCAUCGUCAGUCUCUUGUAACGCUCUCAAGACGCCAUUCACUCGUCAGAAUGCUCGAUGGGGGUGAUCUUGAUGGUCCGACGCCUCUUAGGAAGCAUUUACCAAACUCGGAUGCCGUGCCUGAGAAAGUUCCUCGGUUUUCAAGACGUGCAUCACUCGACGAACUCGAAAAUGAAUCUUGUCUACUGACCCCAAGGAUUGAAAGGCGAAUUAUCACUCUGACAGAACAGCUUGGGAAGGACCUCUUAGCUGAAAAAGAACGAUCUUUUUCAGAUACAUCCAUAAUACCUGAGGAAAAUGAAAUUUCUCCGCAAGAUUACUCGUAGUAGAACAAACGCUUCCGUAAAUUAAUCAAUUAAUCAUUCUGCACAAAUGGCAAUUUUUAAACUUUUCCAUUAUUGUCACAGUUUUAAACUUUUAAAUAAUCAGUUCACAAUAAUACAUAAUAACACUACCAAAUGAAAAAUAACAUCAAUUACUCUUUAAACAUAUAUUCAAUCAAGAUUUUAACGUUUAAUGCUUCUUGCAGCAUAAUUCUUAAUAUGCUACUAUAAAUUCAUAAACAUAAAGUAUAGAUGAAAAAUAUAGAUUGCAAAUUUUGGACAGGGUAUUCUGUCCAAUAAUUUUCUAGUCAAAUGUGACACAUAGUAGAGUAUAUAAUAAAUAUACAGCUGUAUAUAAAAAUAUGUACAUUUUCGCCUCGCUUUUAAGUUGAUUUGUAUGCAAAAGACAUUGUUAUUGUUUAUUUAACUUA
This is a messenger RNA of Cimex lectularius (bed bug), 2676 nucleotides long. RefSeq names its product trifunctional nucleotide phosphoesterase protein YfkN. Gene Ontology annotation, molecular function: hydrolase activity. Bases 344 to 2248 code for a protein of 634 amino acids. Gene Ontology annotation, biological process: nucleotide catabolic process. The transcript is spliced from 10 exons. The record is from RefSeq and is a predicted model, not a curated record. NCBI's taxonomy places the organism in Eukaryota, Metazoa, Arthropoda, Insecta, Hemiptera, Cimicidae.